Callorhinchus milii (elephant shark) is the source of this 656-nucleotide messenger RNA. RefSeq names its product signal peptidase complex subunit 2 (gene spcs2). Gene Ontology annotation, cellular component: signal peptidase complex; membrane. NCBI's taxonomy places the organism in Eukaryota, Metazoa, Chordata, Chondrichthyes, Chimaeriformes, Callorhinchidae. Bases 19 to 633 code for a protein of 204 amino acids. The transcript has 5 exons. Gene Ontology annotation, biological process: protein targeting to ER. The record is from RefSeq and is marked provisional.
AAGCUGCGGACAGUCAAGAUGGCGGCGGCAUCGGCGCGGGGCGGCAAGAACGGUAUCCUGGCUAAAUGGAAGAUCGAUGACAAAGUGGUGAAGGUUGACAAAUGGGACGGAGCAGCUGUCAAAAACGCCCUGGACGAUGCCGCCAAGAAGGUUCUUCUGGAGAAAUACUGUUGCGAGGAGAAUUUUGGGCUGAUCGACGGGCGCCUCAUCAUUUGCACCAUCUCCUGCCUGUUUGCCAUCGUGGCCCUGGUCUGGGACUAUCUGCAUCCCUUUCCAGACUCCAAGUUUGUCCUGGCUGGCUGUGUGCUUUCCUAUUUUGUUAUGAUGGGGAUCCUCACCUUCUACACCUCCUAUAAAGAGAAAAGCAUCUUUUUAGUGGCUAUAGACAAGGAUCCGGCUGGGUUGGACCCCGCGGAUGUGUGGCAACUCUCCUCCUGCCUCCGCAGGUUUGAUGACCAGUACACUCUGAAGAUGACUUUCAUCGAUGGACGGACCAAUCAGGAGCGUGAGCGGGAGUUUACCAAGUCGGUGGAGUGUUUCUUUGAUGAUGGCGGGGCGCUGGUCAUGGAUCUGUAUGAGCCCGAAGUCUCUAAGUUGCACGACUCGCUGGGCAAGAAGAAAAAGCAGAAAUAAAAGUGUGUCAGAGAUUCAAUGCC